Messenger RNA from Alternaria arbusti, 171 nucleotides. RefSeq lists its product as uncharacterized. Lineage: Eukaryota; Fungi; Ascomycota; Dothideomycetes; Pleosporales; Pleosporaceae. Bases 1 to 171 code for a protein of 56 amino acids. The record is from RefSeq and is a predicted model, not a curated record. The transcript has 2 exons.
AUGCCCGUCUCCUCCUCCGAGCUCGCCGAGGGCAUCCACCUCGCCCGCCGCGAAUGCCCCCUGGCCCCCCUCCUCGCGCCCCUCGUCCGCGCCCUCGCCCGCUGCGCCCUCGCCGGCUGGCUGCCCUUCGGGGACAAGAAGAUGACCUCGGGCGGAAACUUUGGGCCCUAG